AUGGCUGACCAAGAGACUGUCCAGAAGAUCCUUGACGAUAUCCCUCUCCGCUACCGUGGACCAGGCGGUGCUAUAGCCGUGGUCAGGCAUGGGGAGCUUAUUGCACAGCGGGUCUGGGGAUAUGCCGAUGUUGACCAGCGUGUCCACCUUAGCCCUGAAACGCAGAUGCCCAUCUGCUCAAUCACAAAGCAGUUUGUCUGCGCCUUAUUGCUUGACCUGAAGCAUAACCCGACUCCCGAAAUGGCUGCCAAGGGAGACAUUGAGUCCCGAUUUGAUGAGAAGUUUCGCGAACUUCUUCGUCCCGAGUUAACCAACGGCACCGGGUUGACUAUUGAUCAUCUGUGCGAUAUGCAGUCUGGUCUUCGUGAUUACUGGGCCAUGACCGCGCUCUGGGGCACCAAGCCGGAGGAUGAGUUCCUGGUUGAACGAGACUGCCCGCCGAUGUUGGAACGCACCAAGUCGUUCCAUUUCAAGCCGGGGACCGAGUACUCUUACUGCAAUGUCAAUUUUCAUGCCCUUGCCCGGAUUAUUGAGCGUGUCACGGGGGAGUCUCUUGGAAAGCUGCUCGCCAAACGCAUCCUCAAGCCGGCAGGGAUGCAUACUGCAUUCCUCUGCCCGGACAACAGCAGACUCCCGCCACCAUGUCUCGGCUACGAGGGAACAGAAGAAACGGGAUUCAUUCCCGCUGUAAAUCGGAUGCAAUGGUCAGGCGAUGCUGGAUUGGCUGCAUCCCUCACCGACAUGAUUGCUUGGGAGAAGCAUCUGCACCACCUAUUCGCUGACCCACAAAGUUGGUACCACCAAGUUUCUCGGCCCAUAACUUAUGCCGAUGGCACGCAUGCCCCUUAUCACUAUGGUCUGAGCCAUGUUGAUUUCGAUGGUGUGGAUACCCUGGGCCAUUCCGGUGCGCUGCGUGGCUACCGGUCUCAUCGGCGCCAUGCUUUGCAAGAGGGUCUAUCCGUUGUGAUGUUGUUUAAUCAUGAAGGAGACGUCGUGUCUGCCGCUAAAGAUGUCAUGCGAGCCCUUCUGCAUAAGCCUAAGCUGGAAUAUGCCCCUGUGGAUCCAAGUCCCAUUUGGAUUGGCAGUUUCCUUGAUAAGGAAACACAGCUGUCCAUUACAGUCAGCAAAGGGCCUGCAACAGGAGAGCUUGUCAUUGCUUAUUCAGGCCAUCCUGAAAUCAUUAGGCUCACUGACCCCAGCCAUGGUGAAGCUCCGGGGAUGUCAGCAAGUGUUGACGGAGACGUACUGCGUAUACAUCGCACUAUGGACAAUAGAAAGCUUGAGGCUCGGCGUCUUGUUCCGCGCGAUUCCAGCUUCAGAGACAGCUCGCUUCAGGGCGACUACAAAUGCACCGAGAUCGAUUCAGCUUUUCACUGCUGGGGCGAUGCGGGGAUGUUGUAUGGAGAAUUUGAUGGAUACCUCGGUCAGGGAACCGCAACUAGCAUGAAAUACCUUGGUGAUGAUGUUUGGAUCUUGGCCUGCCCCCGAGGACUUGAUGCUCCGGCACCAGGAGACUGGACUGUUGUCUUCCACCGUGAUGAAAGCGGCUCUAUCACCGGGUUCACGAUCGGAUGCUGGCUAGCAAGAGGACUUGACUUUGUUAAAGUCUAA
This is a messenger RNA of Talaromyces atroroseus, 1611 nucleotides long. RefSeq lists its product as hypothetical. Lineage: Eukaryota; Fungi; Ascomycota; Eurotiomycetes; Eurotiales; Trichocomaceae. Bases 1 to 1611 code for a protein of 536 amino acids. The record is from RefSeq and is a predicted model, not a curated record. The transcript has a single exon. Gene Ontology annotation, molecular function: aminopeptidase activity.